CGAUAUCAACGUCACUAGGUAGGUAUUCAAUGUCUUUGAACAUGAAAGGACUGCGCUGCCCGUUGGCGCUUUAGCGACCAGGCUCCAGCUGCCCCCUCCCAAUCGCACCACCAUUGCGCUUCUCCCGCGGGGGAAUGGGACCCCGGACCGGGUAAUAUCCUCUCCAAGACGUUGAUUCGAGGCCGGCGACCUCGGACCGCAAGCCGACAACCGCGACCACGGCCCGAAUGUCAACCACAACUCCCAUCCCUUCCUGAGUCUCAAGAUCAGGACGACCCUGCACCAGACGAGAUGGCAGAUACAUAAAGGCUUCUUCGCGUCGACAGCGGCAUCUACUUCCACAGCCUUCGCCAUCAUCACUCGCCCGACAUUUGCCUUGGCAUGCUCAACAUGACAGAUAUAAAGAAGGACGAGUUCAGUUUCGACAAGGUCGAUGAGGACCUGAAGGGCUUCUUCUAUGCCCCACCAGGCUAUACUGACCACGCCUUCAAAUCCUCCAGCGGCGUCGAGCUCGGAAUCCGUGUCUGGCCGGCUGAGAACGUGGUCCAAGACCCAGCCCCGAUUGUGUUCUGGACCCAUGGAGGCGGGUUUCUCGGCGGACACCACUUCGUCCCACUUCCGUGGCUGACACCCGGCUUCCGCAAGCGCGGUUACCACCUUGUUUCUCACAACUACCGUCUUGCUCCCCAAGCCGCCCUUGAUGACCAAGUCGCCGACUCUAUCGAGGCUGUCGAAUGGUGCCGCAAAAAUCUCCCGUCUAUCUUGGGCGAGGGCAAGGUUGACGUCGACCGCUAUGUCCUUGUUGGCGAAUCCGCUGGCGGAACCCUGGUGACUCUAAUGGGCCUGCACUUGACUUCACCUCCUCCAAGGGUCAUAGUCGAUGUCUACGGCCUUGUAGACAUUUCGCCCUUUGUCAACAUGCCCGGCCGCACGACUGAGCCUUGGAAAGGAGAGUUCACCGACGAGGAACUAGAACGCUUCAUCAACGAUCGGGAUCUGAACAACGUCUUGACAGAUGCUUGCUGCUGGAACGAGCGGGAACUAUUUUCCGAGGAAGAAGUUAGAAAGCGCUGGGCGGCCGACAUUAAGUACGACAAGCGUUUCCGACUACAGGCUGAAGCCCACCAGUGGCGUUCUGUAAGGGCGCUUCCGGGUGACAUUCACAAAGCCUUCCUCCACAGCGAGCGAUUUCCUGACAAGGCAGAACUGGGCAAGUUCAUCACGUCUAUUGCUCCUCUCAGGGUGCUCCAGGAGGACAAACAGCGGCCUUACCCACCAACUGCCUUCCUCCACGGUAGCGCCGACGAGCCUGUGCCCAUUCAGCAAAGCUAUGACAUGGCCGCUACGCUCAGAGAGAGAGGCGUUCCUGUCAUUGAGAGAUACGAGGAGGGUGAACCGCACGUAUUCGACAUAAAAUACACGGGCCCCAAUGUCCCAGGAUGGGAGACGACCAUUCAACCCAUUCUCGAUUUCGUUGACCAGCACGUUGGGAUUAAGAGGCAGUAAGACGAAGCCCACACGGUGGUACUUGCAAAUGGCAGACACCAUCGGUAGCCACCGAGGAUUACAAAUCAUGGUGAAUUACGAAUGCGAGUAAAAGUUUUGUCUCCACCAUUCGCAGUUACCUUGUACAUCCAUCUUUUGCAGCCAAUUUCGUCUCAUCCUGUACAACCACCUCUGAAAGAACUCCAGACUCCGGCCUCCGUCAAGGCCCCGACACCUGGUUCUGCCUCAAAA
This is a messenger RNA of Neurospora crassa OR74A, 1737 nucleotides long. RefSeq lists its product as hypothetical. Bases 382 to 1506 code for a protein of 374 amino acids. Gene Ontology annotation, molecular function: serine-type peptidase activity. The transcript has 2 exons. The record is from RefSeq and is a predicted model, not a curated record. Lineage: Eukaryota; Fungi; Ascomycota; Sordariomycetes; Sordariales; Sordariaceae. Gene Ontology annotation, biological process: proteolysis.